This is a messenger RNA of Lepisosteus oculatus (spotted gar), 2578 nucleotides long. The record is from RefSeq and is a predicted model, not a curated record. NCBI's taxonomy places the organism in Eukaryota, Metazoa, Chordata, Actinopteri, Semionotiformes, Lepisosteidae.
CCUGCCCCCCGCAUCUCCCCAGGCACUCCCACUGCCCCUGGGGGGCUGGAGUCCCGCCUGUCCGCGAGGAUUGACAUGUAUCAGACGGCCAUCAGCAGCGCCAAGGCAGCGGGGGAGAGCAGCCGGGCGCGGAGAUGCGAGAGAGGCUUGAAGACUCUGCAGUCCAUGCUGGCGUCUGUCCGGAAGGGGAAACCGAUCAAUGAGGAUGAGAUCCCGCCCCCUGUGGCCACAGGCAACCACCCUGCCCCCUCCGAGCCCCCCACCUCGGCGGAUAGGACCCACAGAUUGGAUGAGCCAAUCAGAGAGCAGGACCAGCAGCAAUCCCAGGAGGCGCCCGUCCCCUGCUCCAAAAGGAGCGCCCCUCCCACCUUACCCAAACCCAGCCUCCUGCCCCCACCACAGCGUUCCCUAGCAACGACCCCAGAGACGCCCUUAAUCUCCCCUCUGACCCCCAGUCAGCCUGAGGGACCGGAACAUACAGGGGUGAAGGCGGUGCUUCUAAGCAGGCAGAGGGAGUACAAACUCGCAGCUUUGCAGGCCAAGCAGAGUGGGGACACCGAGCUGGCCAAGAGACACUACGGAAUCGCCAAGAAAUUUGAUCCCAUCCUGGAGGCUGUGGACAGAGGGGAGCCGGUGACCCUUGGGAGUAUACCUCCCCCUCCUGGAGAUGCUGUGAUUGACAGCCCAGCCCCUCCUACCCAGCCCCCAGCUCCAGCCCCCCCAGCAGCGCCACCUGUGGCGGACACUGAUGCUAUACUGUGUCAAUACCAGGACGCCAUCAAAGCCCACAAGGCUGGCCGCCCGGUCAACCUGUCUGAACUGCCUGUCCCCCCAGGGUGCCCUCCAGUACAGGGGUCAGAGGGCAGUGGUGGAGAUCAGAGCAUCAUGGGAGUGCUUGAGACAGCUAUGAAACUGGCCAAUCAGGAUGCAGAUGCUGAGGAAGAGGAAGGGCCAGGGGAAAAAGUGAUGAAGCCCGAGGUACAGCCAGUUGCCAAGCGACAGGCAGGAUCAGCCCCGUCACGCCCCAGCCUCCAGGCCACCCGUGAGGGCGGAGCUGACACCCCUAAACCCAAGCUGGGGGCGAAGGCCCAGCAGCAGCUGGACUUCCUGCAGACUCGCAGACAGCAGUUCCUGCGCGCAGCGCUGCGCUCCAAGCAGCAGAAGGACCUGCAGGGGGCAGCACUGCAACUGCGCCACGCUAAGGGCCUGGACCCCAUGAUCAAUGCGGCCAAGAGCGGGCUGCCUGUUGACAUCACCAAGGUGCCUCCGGCUCCGGUCAGCGUGGAUGACUACACCCUGGUCCAGUCACGCAGCGCCCCGGUGUCGGCCCGCAGCGCCGAGCAGUACGCCCAGCUGAUGGACCGCCUGCGGCAGCAGCACAAGAAAUGUCUGAGUUACUCUGAGCAGUUCACACACCUGGGCAAUGUCACUGAAACGAGCAGGUUCGAGAAGAUGGCGGAGGAGUGUAUGAAGAGCAUCGACAUGCUGAAGCAAGCGCUGCAACAUGGCUGCCCUGUUCCCAAGCACCACACAGAGGAGAGGACCUUCAACAUCAUUAAGAUCUUCCCUGAGGUGAACAGUAACGAGCUCCUGCUGACGAUAGUGAAGGGCAUCAACCUGCCAGCGCCCACAGGGCUGUCGAACGAACUGGACUCCAGCGUACGGUUUGAGUUUCCCUUUCCCAGCUUGGAGGAAGCUCAGAGAGACAGGACGCACACAGUGAAGAACACCAACUGCCCAGAGUUUGGGGAGAAUUUCAAGCUCAACAUCAACCGGGGUCAUCGGGCAUUUAAGAGGGUUGUCCAGUCAAAGGGCAUCAAGCUGGAGGUUGUCCACAAGGGUGGUCUGUUCAAGAACGACAAGGUUGUCGGCACAGUGCAGUUGAAGCUGGAGGCCCUGGAGUCGAGGUGUGAGAUCAGAGAGCUGCUGGAGGUGCUGGAUGGCCGCAAGUCCACUGGGGGGCACCUGGAGGUGCGAGUGCGGAUCAGGGAGCCUCUGGGUGGACAGCAGCUGGAAACUGUUACUGAGAAAUGGCUGGUCAUUGACCCCGUGCCCCUGCCCUCGGUGUCCAUCUCCAAAUCCAGACCCCCUGGUGAUCCGGUGAAGAACUCCAGACCCCGCGGCGAUCCAGUGAAGAACUCCAGACCCCCUGGAGAUCCAGUGAAGAACUCCAGACCCCCUGGAGAUCCAGUGAAGAACUCCAGACCCCCUGGAGAUCCAGUGAAGAACUCCAGACUCCCUGGAGAUCCAGUGAAGAACUCCAGACCCCGUGAAUCCAGUGCCAGCCACUCCGCCUCCUACAAGCUGCACAGCCUGAAUCUGCUCAAGUAUGACAAGGACAGAUUGGAGAAGAAGAUAGCGGAGUGCCGUCAUUCCAGGCGCGAUCCUCCCACCGAUCUGCUGUCCCAGUACCAGGAUGUGUGCCAGCGAAUCCAGUGGCAGCGCGGACUGCUGGAGCACCCCUCUCCCACCCUGCAGCGUGAUUAUGAAGCAGUGCUGAAUCACUUCAGGAAGAGGCUGGAAGAGUCAAUCAAACAGUACAGCACUGAGGGCAACAGGGUGAGUUACUGAGUGAGAA